UCCCCAGGCCCUGGCGGGGGCGGGCUUGAGACUGGGAAGCCCCGCCCUCUCCAACGUGUGUCACCAGAGUCGCCAUGGCCAGCUAUCCGUUUGGGCAGGGCUGCCCAGGAGCUGGAGGACAAGCGCCCGGAGCCCCUCCGGGUAGCUAUUACCCUGGUGGAGGGCAGUAUGGCAGCGGGGUACCCCCUGGUGGUAGUUACGGAGGAGGCCCUGCCCCUGGAGGGCCUUAUGGACCACCAGCUGGUGGAGGGCCAUAUGGACACCCCAACGCUGGGGGGCUCCCCUCUGGAGCUCCGGGAGGACCAUAUGGCGGUGCAGCCCCAGGGGGCCCCUAUGGUCAGCCACCUCCAAAUUCCUAUGGCGCCCAGCAUCCUGGGCCUUACGGACAGGGACCUCCUGUAGGUGGCGCCCCUCCUAACGUGGACCCUGAAGCUUAUUCCUGGUUCCAGUCAGUGGACUGUGAUCACAGUGGCUACAUCUCCAUCAAGGAGCUGAAGCAGGCGCUGGUCAAUUCCAACUGGUCCUCGUUCAAUGACGAGACGUGCCUCAUGAUGAUAAACAUGUUUGACAAGACCAAGUCGGGUCGCAUUGAUGUCUACGGCUUCUCGGCCCUGUGGAAAUUCAUCCAGCAAUGGAAGAACCUCUUCCAGCAGUAUGACCGGGACCACUCGGGCUCCAUUAGCUACACAGAGCUGCAGCAAGCUCUGUCCCAAAUGGGCUACAACCUGAGCCCCCAGUUUACCCAGCUCCUGGUCUCCCGCUACUGCCCGCGCUCUGCCAAUCCUGCCAUGCAGCUUGACCGCUUCAUCCAGGUGUGCACGCAGCUGCAGCUGCUGACCGAGGCCUUUCGGGAGAAGGACACAGCUGUACAGGGCAACAUCCGGCUCAACUUCGAAGACUUCGUCACCAUGACAGCUUCUCGGAUGCUAUGACCCAUCCCGUUAGUAGAGAGUGGCGUGCACCAGGGGACCUUUCCUUGCUCCUUAUAGUGGGAGAAGCGUAUGGGCCUCUCCUCUUUUCCUGACCCUCCUAGAGAAACAGUCUCCUUUGCCUGAUGCCGCACGGUUCCCUAAGAGGGCUAAGAGUCCUGUGUCAUAGCCACCAAAUAGUGGGGCCCUGGGCAAGGCCACACAGGUAGGGGCCUGACGUAGGAGAGGACCGAAAGUUGAAUGUCCUUACGGCUCUGAGCAUUUAAGUGGCACUGCCUUGCAGCAGGUGACGGCAGUCAUUGCAAUGGAGUUAAUGUCCGGUCGGUUGGGCUCCAGCCUUUAGUGUUCCCUUUUGGGCCCCGACGCCAGUGGUAAGUGUUCAUCGGCCUCUUACCAUUAGCACCUGUGUUCCCUCGCCCAUGCUGUCCCGUCAGAUGAACCCAGGUUUUCCAAAGUGGAAUCUGACCAAGCAUGAGAGAGAUUUGCCCAGGGGACCAGUGGCUUGGAACCCCUCACCCCCACCCAUCUGUAUGUGUUAACUUCUGACUGCCUGGGGACUGUCCCUGCCCUGGGAGCUUGGACAAUCUGCCUUCUGCAGCUCAGACCCCUCACUUGCCCACCAUUCUCUGCGUGGCAUCAGUCCCCAGGGGACGGUUGUCACCUCCCACUGCCAAUGUUUUUUUUUUUUAAUUUGUUUUUUUCAUUUGGGGCCAAAAGUUCAGUGAAACUGUAAGCUUCAAUAAAAGGAUAAAACUCGG
Messenger RNA from Hipposideros armiger (great roundleaf bat), 1687 nucleotides. It is a transcript of the gene PEF1, whose product is annotated as penta-EF-hand domain containing 1. Gene Ontology annotation, molecular function: calcium ion binding. NCBI's taxonomy places the organism in Eukaryota, Metazoa, Chordata, Mammalia, Chiroptera, Hipposideridae. The record is from RefSeq and is a predicted model, not a curated record. Gene Ontology annotation, biological process: COPII vesicle coat assembly. The transcript has 5 exons. The coding region runs from base 75 to 932 and encodes 285 amino acids.